GUGGCGGGGCCGGAGCCCGGCGGAGCCCGCGGAGCGGCGGUGGCAGGAGCAGGAACCGGAGCGCCGCCGCGCCGGCACCCGGAGAUGCCCUGCAUCCAGGCGCAGUGCAGCACCACGGGCGCCGGCCCCUGCGAGCGCUGCCCGGCCGAGCUGCUCAGCCCCGAGGGCGGCCGAUUCCCCAUGGAAGUUUCUGGAGCCGAUCUGGCGUCUUCCCCAGCCCUGCCCAGCUUCAGCACCUUCAUGGAGGGCUACGCCGGCGAGUUCGACGCCUUCCUCUACCAGCUGCCAGCAAGCGGCCAGCCCAGCACCACCACCGCCUUCAAGCUGGAGGACUUCCAGGUGUACGGCUGCUACCCCAGCGCCUUCGGGGGGCAGCCGGACGAGACCCUGUCCUCCAGCGGCUCGGACUGCUACGGGAGCCCCUGCUCCAUCCCCUCGCCCGCCACGCCGGGCUUCCAGCCCCCGCAGGCCCCGGGCUGGGAGGGCUCCUUCGGGCCCUACUCGCCGCUGCCGAACUACGAGGGUGGGCAGCCCUGGGCUGAGCCAGCCAAGGGCGGGGGGUCGCAGCCGCCUUUCUUCGCCUUCGGACCCCCGGCCCCCAGCCCCGGUGGGUCCCCCGCGAGCCUGAAGGGGCAGCUCGGCGCCUCGCCGCGCGUGGACCCGCGGCUGCUGGACACGGACGCCUUCCCCCCGAGCCAGGGGCCUGCCAGGGGUUUCGGGGGGCUGCCCCUGGCCCCCGGCUCGGCGCUGCUGGAGGGGCCGGCGCUGGCGCCCACCAAGGUGCGCAGCCCCGGGGCGGGCGAGGGCCGCUGCGCCGUCUGCGGGGACAACGCGUCCUGCCAGCACUACGGCGUGCGCACCUGCGAGGGCUGCAAGGGCUUCUUCAAGCGCACAGUGCAGAAGAACGCCAAGUACAUCUGCCUGGCCAACAAGGACUGCCCUGUGGACAAGCGGCGCAGGAACCGCUGCCAGUUCUGCCGCUUCCAGAAGUGCCUGGCCGUCGGCAUGGUCAAAGAAGUGGUCCGGACCGACAGCCUGAAGGGGCGGCGGGGCCGUCUCCCCUCCAAGCCCAAGCAGCCGCCGGACGCGUCCCCGGUCAGCCUCAUCACCUCGCUGGUGCGGGCUCACAUCGACUCCAUCCCCAGUGCCACCAAGCUCGACUACUCCAAGUUCCAGGAGUCAGCCCCGUGCCCGUUUGAGAAGGAGGACUCGGUGGACGUGCAGCAGUUCUAUGACCUGCUCACCGGCUCCAUGGACGUCAUCCGCAAGUGGGCCGAGAAGAUCCAGGGCUUCACCGAGCUGCCCAAGGAGGACCAGGACCUCCUGCUGGAAUCAGCCUUCCUGGAGCUCUUCAUCCUGCGCCUGGCAUACCGCUCCAAGCCGGAGGAAGGGAAACUCAUCUUCUGCAACGGCGUGGUGCUGCACCGGCAGCAGUGCGUGCGUGGCUUCGGGGAGUGGAUCGACGCCAUCCUCGAGUUCUCCCAGAGCCUGCACCGCAUGAGCGUCGACGUCCCCUCCUUCUCCUGCCUCGCCGCCCUCGUCAUCAUCACAGACCGGCACGGGCUGAAGGAGCCCAAGCGGGUGGAGGAGCUGCAGAACCGCAUCGUGGGCUGCCUCAAGGACCACGUGGCGGCAGCAGGGGCUGAGCCCGGCCGCUCCAGCUGCCUCUCCAAGCUGCUGGGGAAGCUGCCCGAGCUGCGCAGCCUCUGCACCCAGGGCCUCCAGCGCAUCUUCUACCUCAAGCUGGAGGAUCUGGUGCCGCCGCCGCCCAUCGUUGACAAGAUCUUCAUGGACACUCUGCCUUUCUGAGUCCCAGGCGAGGGGCUGCCAUCAGCUCCUGACCUGCCUGGGGACAUUUGGGACCCGCCCUGGGCAACCCUGGUUCAGUCCAAGGAUGCCUGGGAGCCCCCUGGGCACCCCUGGGUCACCCCUGGGAUGCCUGGAACAUCCCCUGGGUACCCUAGAUCAGCCCUGGGAUGUUCCCACCCUAUGGGUGACCCCCAUAAUGCCCAGAAACCACCUGGGCAUCCCUAGAUCACUCCCAGGAUGCCUGGAACACGCCCUGGUCACUCCUGGAUCAGUCCUGGGAUGCCCAGGACAUCCCUGUGGACUCCUGAAUGACCUCUGGGACACUGGGACCCCCCUGGGCCAUUCCCAAGACUUUAUGUAUACCCCUGGAUCACCCCCAGAAUGCCUGGAAACCCCACCCCGGGUCAUCCACAGGAUGCCUGGGACCCCCUGGGCACUCCUAGCUCACUCCUGGAAUGCCUGGGACCACCCCUGCAUCACUCCAGGGAUGCCUGGGAUCCCCUCUGGAUCACUCCCAGGAUAUCUGGGUCCCUCCUCAGAUGCCUGAGUCUUCUUGGGGGCACCCUCGGGGGUGCCCCAUGUGCCUUCACGGCCCAGGGUGCAGCCUGGCAGCAGCCCGGGUGCCGUCUUCCCCGGGGGCAUCGCCGGCGCGGUGCCCCCUUCCCCUGUAAAAACGCCCCUGAUGUAAAUAGCGCCGGCCGGGUCCUGUACAGAGCGAGGGGCGCGGGCGGGGGGUGGCUCCGGCCCCCUCAACCUCGGCCCCUUCCCCUUUAUAUAUAUUUUUCUGGGUUUCCCCCUUUUUGGCCGUUUUCUGUAUAUAAACUUGUACGUACAGUGAGAGCCA
This is a messenger RNA of Taeniopygia guttata (zebra finch), 2653 nucleotides long. RefSeq names its product nuclear receptor subfamily 4 group A member 1 (gene NR4A1). The record is from RefSeq and is a predicted model, not a curated record. Gene Ontology annotation, biological process: cellular response to corticotropin-releasing hormone stimulus; regulation of transcription by RNA polymerase II. Gene Ontology annotation, molecular function: zinc ion binding; nuclear glucocorticoid receptor binding; nuclear receptor activity. Gene Ontology annotation, cellular component: transcription regulator complex; nucleus. Lineage: Eukaryota; Metazoa; Chordata; Aves; Passeriformes; Estrildidae.